AUGGAGGAGCCUGAACAGGACAUCAAGAAGCUGGCAGGUCAAAGUCAAGACAUGAAUCCACACUUGCCAACUGACGCAUGUGACGGCAAAGCUGACACCAUGGGUGCAGAGCUGGUGCUUAAAGUAAGAAUUCACAACUCCAAGGAAAAUGACUUCAUUGAAAUUGAACUGCACAGACAAGAGCUGAGUUAUCAGAACCUACUACGAGUGAGCUGCUGUGAACUGGGGGUCCACCCAGAACAAGUGGACAAGUUGAGGAAGCUGCCGAACACACUGCUUAGAAAGGACAGAGACAUUCAAAGACUCCAAAACUUUCAGGAGCUAGAACUCUUGGUGAAGGCUGGAAACUCUGAAUGGACUCAGCGCACUGCGUCACCUUUUACUGGGAGACCCUGCUACAACAGUGAAGCUGCAAAAAUGACUUACUAG
Messenger RNA from Onychomys torridus (southern grasshopper mouse), 429 nucleotides. It is a transcript of the gene Ankrd40cl, whose product is annotated as ANKRD40 C-terminal like. Lineage: Eukaryota; Metazoa; Chordata; Mammalia; Rodentia; Cricetidae. The record is from RefSeq and is a predicted model, not a curated record. The coding region runs from base 1 to 429 and encodes 142 amino acids. The transcript has 4 exons.